Messenger RNA from Fonticula alba, 2867 nucleotides. RefSeq lists its product as hypothetical. The coding region runs from base 141 to 2726 and encodes 861 amino acids. The record is from RefSeq and is a predicted model, not a curated record. The transcript has 12 exons. Gene Ontology annotation, biological process: mRNA splicing, via spliceosome. Gene Ontology annotation, cellular component: post-mRNA release spliceosomal complex. Lineage: Eukaryota; Rotosphaerida; Fonticulaceae.
CCCCUCCCCCCCCCCUCCCACCUCCCCUUCGUCCACCUUGUCUUCCUACACCUCCCGAAAAACAGUCCCGCCGUUUGUUGUUUGUUCGUUUGCUUUUUGCCCGGCCCUCCCACCCCCGCCGGCCCUCUCUGCGUCGCGCCAUGAGCUCCUACGACGACAGCUCUUUCCUGGCCUCGCUCGAGGCCCCGGAUGAGGAUUUCGGCAGCAUGUUCCAGGAAAAGCGCUCCUCGUCCUCCUCUUCUUCAUCGCGGCGGUCCUCCAGUCGGUCGGCGAUCAGCGGGCGCGAGGCCGGCACUUCCGACGGUCGCCGUCGCCGGUCUUCCGGGAGAAGUCGCACUGAGCGGCGCCGUCGAUCUGGCUCCCCGAGCCGGCGCCGAUCCGGCGGCCGGCGCCGAUCCCGCUCUCCGAGCACCGACAGCGACGACGACAAUGCGGCUGGGGGCUCCUCCUCGGAUGAGGAGCCGCGGUCGCGCAAGCGCUCCCGACGCAGCGAUCGCACGCACGACACCCGGGACCGGCAUCGCCGCCGUCGCCGUCGAUCUGGCCGGCUUUCGACGGACAGUGAGGGCUCCGACUCCGACUCCGACUCGUCGUCAAGCGACUCGGACGACCGGCCGGCCAUGACGCCGGCCAGUGCGGCCACCACGGCUGCGCCGCAGCCCGAGCGCGAGGACUGGAUGAACAUGUCAAGCUUCGGCGAGCGGUACCUUUUCUCGUCGAAGGUGGUCAGUGCUCGUGAGGAGUCGGCAAAUGAACUCCGGAAGCAUGUUGGCUUCGUGGACAUGGGUGGAUCGACCCUCCGGCCGCGUGCCCCCGCGCCGGUGGUUUCCGAUGGCGGCCUUUCCUGGAAGCAGCGGAAGCUCGCCCGCGCUCGCGCUCGCGCUCAGGAGUCUGGCAGAUCUCUGACCGAAGUAUGGCUCGAGAUGGGCGAAACCCCCGAGAGCCUUGAGGAGCUGACUGCUGGAUCGGCGACUGGUCGGCCAUCAGACGAGCAGCCAGGUGUGCGCGUCUCCGCCGGCGCCUCAGGCCCGCGGACCACCGCCAGGACCGACUACACCAUGGCCAUCAAGGACAAGCUGCUUGCUCCAUCGGCCACCUCGCAGGGCGGGUAUGGCGGCUUCGCGCCGGAUCUGAUCGACGGGACAAACCAGCGCCGCGGCGACCACAUUUUCGCUCCGGUCACGGCUCCGUUGUCGGUCUCCCCGCCGGGGAGCCCCGACCGGGGUGCCUCGCCCGCCGGGCCUGUGUCUUCGGCAAGCGAGUCCCGGGGCUCCGGGCCUGCCGCCUCGGGCGCUGUGGCCGGGCCAGCGGCCCCGGCUGCCGCGCCUGCCGCGCCUGCCGCGCCUGCUGCCCUGUCGGUCACUGAGCGCAAUAAGCUGGCAGCACGCAUUAUGCGUGCGGAGAUGAAGGGCGACCAUGCAUUGGCCCAGACAUUGAAGGCCAAGCUGGAUCCGGGCCCGGCUGCUGCCCCGGCCCGGGCCUCGGCCCCGGCUGCUGACAGCCACCAGCCGGAGGGAGACUCAAACGUGCGGGUCAUUUCGGCACCGAUGGCCGCGCUGGAGCGCCUGCGUCAGCAGGAUGCCGCCUUUGUCCCGUCUCAGGUCCCCGGGCCGAAUCGCCCAGUUGCCACGCAUGAUCGCCAUGGGAACCGUGUUGCCUAUGCUGGCGAGAACUCCGCCGAGUCGGAUCUGUCGACUGAUGAGCUGCUGCGCCGGGAGCGCCUCCUGGCGGCCGUUGCCCGGCAGUCCUCCUCCCGCGAUACCGAUUCCCCCGACGCGGAGUUCGCUCGGAACAUUGCGCGGAACCGUCGGUACACCGACAACUUGGAUUACCAGGACGACAAUGCCGACCUCCUGGCUGUGGCGCCGCGGCGGGCCCGUGCCAAGGAUCACGCAAAGGAGACGGAAAAGUCGCGCCAGCGUGCCAUCUCCGACCUUCAGCGCGAGGAGCGCCUGCAUAACCGCUGCUGGUAUUGCGUCGACAGCCCGCAGUACCGGCCGCACCUGACCAUCUCGUCCGGCUUCCACGCGUACCUUGCGCUCCCCCGGCAGGGCCAGCUGGCUCCGGGGCACUGCCUGCUGGUUCCCCGGGCUCAUGUGCCCUCAUCGUUGGCCCUGCAGGAUGAUGAUGACUGUUUGGUGGAGCUGCGCAACUUCAAGAAGAGCCUGAUCCAGGCAUUCGCCGCGCGCGGACUCUCCUGCUUGUUUAUCGAGCGCGGCGAGGGAACCACGGAGGAGGGCUCCCGUCGCCGCCAUGGCAUCAUCGAGUGCAUUCCUCUGCCCGAGGAGGCAUAUGAUGAGGCGCCCAUUUUCUUCAAGAAGGCCCUCCUGGAAUCCGACGAGACCUGGUCUCAGCACCGGAAAGUCAUCGACGUGAGGCCACGCUCGGCUUUCGUGGUCAACCAGGGCGAGCACGCCGGUGCGGCCCCCACCUCCUUCGGCCUCCGCCGUGCGGUUCCCCCGAAUCUGCCCUUCUUCUUUGUCGAGUUCAGCCUCGACUCCGGCAUGGCUCACAUCAUCGAGGACCGUUCGCGCUUUCCGGAUGACUUUGGCUACUCGGUUGUCGGGGGCUUGUUGGAUAUGGACGAAUCGGAGUGGCGCCGGUCACGCCGGCGCCCGGACGAGGCAUCGGCCGCCGCCGAAGCCCGGCGCAUCGGGGACUUCCGUCAGAUUUGGGCCCCGUACGACUGGACGCGGGCCCUCCAGGCACCACCAGGUGCCGGAUAAUGUGGCACCUCCCUCGUGCUCCGGGGCUCCCCCUUGCCCCUCCUCCCUUUGCUUUUUUCCUUCUUUUUUUUUCCUGCAACCGACCCACACUCGAAAUACACCUAGGGCCAUGCAGCUGUUAUCACCCCCCCCCCCCCCCAC